GCGUGACAUGGCCGAAACCCGGCGGGAAUAGCGACAUGAGCGCUGCGUCGUUUUUAUUAGUAAUUUUGUUUCGUAUGCUUCGUAAACCUCGCAUGUUUGUUCUAUUAUGGAUUCGAUGAAAUAAAACUGUUCGAUCGUAGGUGUUUCGUGCGCAUUAUUUAUUUGUAGCAUCGUUUGUUAGAUUGGUCAACAGUGUGAACUAGCCUUGUGAAAAACGACGAUAUUUUAGCGGCACGGUCCGCCAUUAUUGGCGUUCAGGGCAGCGUUCACCGAAGGUUUCUCUUGUUUACAGUGCGAAAACUACUCCUACAACUUAAACGUUCACAAAAUCUGCGAUGGCACGCAGUCGUAAAGACAGCACGGGCAAAAGCGACUCCGAGGCCACCGACAAAGAGAACAAGAGGGAAAGAGGUCGAGAAAGGGAAAGAAAGAAACGUGCUGCCUCUUCAACCAGUAGCGGCAGUAGUUCCUCCGACAGCAGUUCUGGAUCAUCGUCCACGAGUAGUGGAAGUAGUUCCAGAUCGAGCUCUACAUCUAGUAGCUCCUCUAGUAGCUCUGGAAGUUCCUCUGGGAGCUCCAGGGAUAGAGGAAGGAAACGAAGUCGAAGCAAAAGUGUAGAUGCUUCGCGGAGACAUGACAAUAAGGAGAAGGAAAGGGAGAAAGAAAGGGAACGAGAGAGGGAUAGAGAUAGGGACAGGGACAGGGAAAAGGACAAAAAGAAGAGUAGUAAUUCUGUAGUCGACAAACCAAAACCCAAGGGACGAUCUAGAUCACCUUCACCACGUAGAAAACGCAGAGAAAGGUCACCCAUUCCCAGACCAACAAAAAUACAUAUUGGACAUUUGACUCGUAAUGUCACUAAGGAACAUAUUAUGGAAAUCUUUUCAACAUAUGGUCAGAUUAAAAUGGUCGAUUUUGCUAUGGAUAAGCUUCAUCCUAAUCAAGGACGAGGCUUUGCCUAUGUAGAGUUUGAAACAGCAGAUGAAGCAGAGAAUGCAAUGAAACACAUGGAUGGUGGACAAAUAGAUGGUCAAGAAAUCACUGCAGCUCCAGUAUUAUUACCAAAGCCACGACCGUUGCCGAUGCGGAGGAUGUCACCUUUGAUGGGAAGAAGAGCGCCACCUAGAUGGGGUGGCGGCGGAAGAAACACACCUCCGCGUUAUCGUAGACGUUCACCACCGAUGAAUCGUCGCAGAAGCCCACGUCCACCUAGACGCAGACCACGAACACGAUCUCGAAGUCCACCGAACAAUCCACGGCACCGACAUCGUCGCUAUACGAGGUCCAGCUCUAGCAGCUCUCGAUAGCAACCUUUGUACAUAUAAAGCAAGAACUGAAUUUGACCAAACGCGGUUCAACUCUGCCUGGUCGUCUUAAUAUAUUAAGCAAAACAAUUUUUACUGAUUCAUUGGAACCAUAAAUGGCUGAAAAAAGUGUACGCACUUGAAACGAUAGACCUGUCCGCGACUAGUGUUCACGGCGAUUUACGUUUCCCAAAUGACAAAACACUAUUCGUGACUCACAAGUAUUGCUUUCUCAAAUAUAUAAUAAUUUCACAUGUGUCAAAUAUAUUGCAGUUGAUUGGUACCUGAAAGUUGCUAACCCCAGGCAAUAAUUAAAAAAAAAAAAAGAUAGGAUGUAUCAGACAUUUUAACAUUCAACAGUAGUAAAUGUAAAACACGAAAAACUUCAGGAGAAAUAUUGCUAUCAAGUACGUUAUUUAAAUGGAGAUGGGCAGGCUAUAGAUAGAAUUUCGAAUAAAGUAAACAACUUUCAUCCGUUUUCUUUUUAAUUAGUUAUUUAUAGUUGCAUGAAUCCGUUUAGGAAAUUGUAAAAGCUUAUAAUGUUUUGGGAUGUUUAAUAUUCUCUUUUAUAUAAUUAGAAUUAAUAUCAGAGCGCAAUCUAUCGGCAGGUAAUUUGUUCAAUAAUAAUUACUUUGAUUUAUAAGAUGAAAUUAUAAUUUAAGUUGAAUGAAUAAAAGUUUAUUCAAAGAACUGUUCGAUGGAACAAAUAAUUGUGCAAUGUUUUCAUUCGUCAGUCUAUUAUUCGAAUCAAAUUUUGCCCAUCUCCAAAUAUAACAAUAAUUCCAUGAAAUAGUAGAAAGAGGAAUUUAAUACUUUUUUAUUAUCGUAACACGUACUCUGUAGUAUUUAUCGAUCAACCAUAAAUGUCUUUUUUUUUUCUGAUGACAAUGAGCUGUAAGAUGUUUCAGGCUUGGUGAAAGUACUAAAAGAGACAGGAGUUUGAUAGAAACUAUGAUUAUUAGACCCUUUUACAAAGAAUCAAUUUUAGAAAAAACCUAUUCACACAAAAUCCUCUUUUAUACUUCGCGAUAUCUACAUGAACUGAAUCAUUGCAUCACAUUGCAACCUUGCAUCGAUGAAAAAUAUCUACAAUUUUCAAAUUGCGUAUGUUCGUUAAUUAUAUAAUAAUAUACAGUUUUAUGAUGACUUCACAGUAUAAACGAAACAAAAUUAAGAGCCUGAUUACUCGACAAAAGUUCGUUUUCUUUUCAUUUUAGAGGUACCAGAGUGUUCCGAAUUCUAACCUGGUCCAUGGCACGAACAUUGUUAUUUUUUAGAGAGAUCUUGAAUUGGCUCUCUGGUAACGUGUAACGACGUACAUAUACAUACAUCUGUAUAUAUAUAUGACUGACAAUUGAGAGGACGACGAAAGAAGGGUGGAAAACCAUAUUUCUUUCUUCAUUUUUGAUAAAGAUACAAAAUCAGAAGUUGCAAUUUUUCUACGUAGCGUUAAAUGUGUUCUUUUGAUUAAAGCACUUUGGCACGGACAAA
This is a messenger RNA of Hylaeus anthracinus, 2795 nucleotides long. RefSeq names its product RNA-binding protein with serine-rich domain 1-B-like. Bases 336 to 1307 code for a protein of 323 amino acids. Lineage: Eukaryota; Metazoa; Arthropoda; Insecta; Hymenoptera; Colletidae. Gene Ontology annotation, biological process: mRNA splicing, via spliceosome. Gene Ontology annotation, molecular function: RNA binding. The record is from RefSeq and is a predicted model, not a curated record. Gene Ontology annotation, cellular component: ASAP complex; nucleoplasm; cytoplasm. The transcript has 5 exons.